This is a messenger RNA of Hemiscyllium ocellatum (epaulette shark), 1440 nucleotides long. It is a transcript of the gene mims1a, whose product is annotated as family with sequence similarity 210 member Aa. The record is from RefSeq and is a predicted model, not a curated record. The transcript is spliced from 4 exons. Gene Ontology annotation, cellular component: mitochondrion. Lineage: Eukaryota; Metazoa; Chordata; Chondrichthyes; Orectolobiformes; Hemiscylliidae. The coding region runs from base 139 to 972 and encodes 277 amino acids.
CACGUUCUCGGUGCAAACGGCGGCGGCUCUGGGGAGGGAAGAAACAGAUUACUUCCGUCCGGUCCCGCCUUUGCCCACUUCACCUUCCAGAAAGAUAUUCUUCACUGGGCUAGAAAUUACUAGACUGACACCUUAACAAUGCACAGAUACUUUCUUCAGGCCAUCAUCUGGCACUCAAAGCAAGCUUGCAAUGUCCGACCGUGUGCCACACUUGUACUUUCAAUGACAGGUGGGAAAAUGCCUUUCUUUAUCCAACAUCGGGGACAGCGCCUCCACACAUCACGUCCAGUCAUUGUCUCUGAACAGAGGCAGCCAAAUUUGCAGGAAAAUCCACUAUCCACACACCACAAGGGCCUUGAUCAUAGCAAAACACAAGAGUCCAAAACUUUUCCAGAAAAUGACCCGCAACAAGAUGCCUUGACGGACUCAGUUCAGAAAACAUACUUUUCCUCCACAAAACUGAAUCAAGAGGUAGCAAGUGUGGAAACUGAUCCUCUCCAGGACCCUUCAAUAGGCCUUUUUCAACGAUUCAAGAAGACAUUCAAACAGUAUGGGAAAGUCAUGAUUCCAGUACAUCUGGUGACGUCAACUGUAUGGUUUGGUACAUUUUAUUAUGCCGCAAUGAAGGGUAUUAAUGUAAUCCCAUUUUUUGAGUACGUAGGAGCACCCAAGAGUAUAAUAAAUAUUUUGAGUAAUUCUCAGGGUGGAAAUGCACUGACUGCUUAUGCAUUGUACAAGCUUGCCACACCAGCCAGAUACACGGUAACUUUGGGAGGAACAUCGUUUGCAGUUAAGUAUCUCCGCUCCAGAGGUUAUUUGCCAACACCACCUCCAAUGAGAGUUUACAUACAGGAUAGAAUGGAGGAAACCAGAGAGCGGUUUUCAGAAAAGAUGGAGGAAACGAAAGAACUACUUAAUGAGAAAAUACAAGAAACCAAAGACAUGGUGUCCUUCAGGAAAAAGAAAGAAUAAAUACAUGGAAGACAAACUGUUAAAGAUCUCAAAACAUCUGACCACUGCCUUGAAUUGCCACAUCAAGAUACUUUGUGAAGUAACACUCUGUAAACUUUUGGUAUAUGAAUUGCUGAUGAUUUCUUGUGACUGAGUUACCGUUGGAAUGGUUUCCAAAAAAAAUUAGAUAAGUUUGAGUGGAAUAUUUUAAUAAUGUAUGAGGGAUUAAAAAGGUAACAAAAGUGGAUUCAAGAUACAUUUCCUGUAUCCACUGGUAUCAGGAAAGGAAAUUCAGUAGAUUACCAUACUCUGGUUACGAAACAGACUGGUGAAUUUUAGAGCAUUUCACAUGAGUUCAAAACUCUGUAACACCUUUUAAAAGAGGUUCAGCCAUGGAAUGUCUGAAUUAUCUGCUGAAGCAAACCUAUUGUGUGUAUUGUGACAACCUCCUAAUAAAAUCCAAUCACUUCUAAUAUGAAUCCUAUCAAA